Molecule: messenger RNA, 690 nt
Organism: Debaryomyces tyrocola
Lineage: Eukaryota; Fungi; Ascomycota; Pichiomycetes; Serinales; Debaryomycetaceae
Source: the annotation of a GenBank genome assembly
AUGAGUGGAAAUAAUGACUAUGAGAAGUUGCAACUCUCUAAACAAGAUUUGAGGUAUUUAUAUGGUCAAAUACUUAAUAAUACAACGUCAAAACUUGACCUUCAUUUACCAACAUCGAAUAAUGACCCUUUGAAAACGAAAGUUGCAAAUUUAUUGGACGACUUUAUAUUAGAUGCAUUCGAGAUGGCCAAACAGUCUAUAAUGAUAGAUGGAUACGAUAUGUCGGGCAGGAAGAACCCAAAGCCUAUAUCUGAGUUGUUAUCUUUGAAAUCGAAAGAGAAAAUAGAGCCGUUUGACUUCGAGCUAAAUGCACAAUUACGGGAUGUAUUGGAGCAUGUUGAACAGGAAACGAUACAGGUGAGUAAGCUUAGGAGGGAUUUGCCCUCUCGGGCGAGGGAGACAUAUGAUAGUUUGAUUUCCGACACUGAUAAAGACGUUUCUACAAUACUAGCAGAAUUAGACUCUGAAUUACAACAAGAACUACAUAAUGAUGAUGAUGAACCCGGUAAAGAUGAUUCGUUGAUACCGAGAAUUGAUUCGAUCGUUGAGGAUUACCAACAAGCAUUCUUAAUACUAAAUAAUCUCAAGAGGAAGAUACCAGAGCAAAAGUCUGAGCUAGAUAAACUAGACGAAACUAUACAGCUCUUGGAGACGGCCUAUAGGCGGCAGCAAAGUGAAUCUGGUUUAUGA